GAGAGUUCAAUCAAAAGAAAGGAUUUUUCUAUACGCCAUUAUUAGUUGAAUCAAAGCCCUAACUCAAAACUCCUCCAAUUCUAGAACCCCUCACUUCCAAUUCAUCAUAAUUUGCCCCAAUUCGAGGUUGUUUCGAUCCAAUCCGACAAUCGGCGGAUCGAAAACGAUCAAAAUCACCCUACUCGGAAUCAGUAGUUGCGUAUAAAUGGAGUUGUCUGAGCUUUUGGCAAUAUUCGGACCGGGAAUCUCCGGCGCGGUGUUCGGCGCUGGGUGGUGGUUUUGGGUGGAUGCCGUCGUGUGCAGCGCCGUACAAGUCCCUUUCCUCCACUACCUACCAGGAAUUUUCGCUUCGUUGUCUGCUCUGAUGUUCAAUUGCGUGAGGAAAGAGGAUAUUGAUUACUCGCCAUACGAUGAGGGUGAAUGGAGGUUGAAACUCUGGCUUUUCAUUGCAUAUGUUGUGUCAUUUGUCUCGUUAGCUGCUUCAGUCGGACUCUUGAUACAAGAUGCACUGGUGGAGACUGGUCCUUCAGCGUGGACUGGAAUCGCAGGUGUUCUUCAAUGCGUCUUUGUGUUAAUCAGUGGACUGAUAUAUUGGAUAUCUCAUUCCUCUGAAUAACCUUCCUGUGCAAAGAGUAUCCACCGUUAUUUAAUCUGUGCUGAAAGUACCCGAACGAGAGAGACUGGAGCUAUUCAUGUCGUCUGAGUCUUUAGCUGUUCGUUGGUUUGUGCCAUUCAGCCAUGUGCAUAAACCUUGCUGAAUUGUUAUCGUGUGAAAAACCCGGGUUGAUAUGUCAUCGAAGAAUGUUGUUCAUUUACUGUUUUGCUGGUGCAAAAAAUUUCAACUAUUAUUCA
This is a messenger RNA of Salvia hispanica, 852 nucleotides long. RefSeq names its product transmembrane 50A-like protein. NCBI's taxonomy places the organism in Eukaryota, Viridiplantae, Streptophyta, Magnoliopsida, Lamiales, Lamiaceae. The record is from RefSeq and is a predicted model, not a curated record.